Morchella sextelata is the source of this 588-nucleotide messenger RNA. RefSeq lists its product as uncharacterized. The coding region runs from base 1 to 588 and encodes 195 amino acids. The record is from RefSeq and is a predicted model, not a curated record. The transcript has a single exon. Lineage: Eukaryota; Fungi; Ascomycota; Pezizomycetes; Pezizales; Morchellaceae.
AUGCCUGCGUGCUUUCGGCGAUCUCGACGAGGAGCUCUGAUAGCCCUUGUACUAUUCGUGUUUGCAGUACACGACCUGCUGUACCGUCUCGAUUCGAGAGCUCCGGAGCCCCCAGCUGCAGCCGCGAACAUUCCUCUGGGGCGUGUCUUUAUUGCCAGUAACCACUGGAACUCGGCUAAAAUUCUAAAGUCCCAUUGGUCUAAUUCGGUCCUGGAGCUUAUAGCAAAGAUCGGCCCUGAGAAUGUUUACUUUUCGUUGUACGAGAGUGGAAGUUGGGAUGACACAAAGGGGGAGCUUCGGCAGCUCGAUAGUCGACUUGAGGAAUUAGGGGUUGCGAGAACUAUCAGACUGGAUGAGACCACACAUUCCGACGAGAUAAGCAAGCCCCCCGAGGAUGAAUGGUGGAUAGAGACGAAGAGCGGGAAAAAAGAGCUGCGCAGAAUACCGUAUCUUGCUAGGCUGCGAAAUAUUGUGCUGGAACCACUGCUGUCACCGGAGGUGGUGAAUGCCACCCACUCCUUUGACAGGAUAUUAUUUCUAAACGAUGUUAUUUUCACGGUAAUUGAGCCAGAGGCCCUUUCUUUUUAA